Scomber japonicus (chub mackerel) is the source of this 1621-nucleotide messenger RNA. It is a transcript of the gene gsdmeb, whose product is annotated as gasdermin Eb. Gene Ontology annotation, cellular component: cytoplasm. The transcript is spliced from 9 exons. The record is from RefSeq and is a predicted model, not a curated record. The coding region runs from base 1 to 1401 and encodes 466 amino acids. Lineage: Eukaryota; Metazoa; Chordata; Actinopteri; Scombriformes; Scombridae. Gene Ontology annotation, biological process: programmed cell death.
AUGUUUGCCACAGCAACCAGGAACUUUGUGGAAGAGGUGGAUCAUGGAGGUUUAUUGAUCCCGGUGUCCAGCCUGAACGACAGUAUCGCUCUUCUGACAGUGGUGGUGAAGCGCAAGCGGUACUGGUUCUGGCAGAAGCCCAGGCAUGUUCCUACUGAUUUUAGCCUUAACGACAUACUGACAGGAGACACACCUAUAACGCCAGUUUUCGUGGAGACAGACUUCAUCAAGUAUAAUGGGACAUAUGGUGACCACAUUCAGGGAUCGCUGGGUGCAAACUUUGUCCACACCAAUCUGAACCUGGAAGCUAAAGACUCUUCCAAACUCCAAUCAUCCUUCGGCAGUUUGAAAAAAGAGGAAGUGGAUGUGCAGAAGCUGCUGCGAGACUCCAAAGGCAGGAUCUUGGACAUGUCCCAUUCCCUGGUCCAGCAGACAAAGGAGAAGCGCAGACAGAUAUUUGGGAUCGUAAAGGAGCGUGUUGUGACCACUCAGCCCUGCUCAGUCAUAGAGGAAGUACAGCAGGGCGGAGAGUGUAAAGGAGUAUUUAGCCUCUGUGGGCGCAAGAGCCCAAAGGUUUCACUCAUGGAGAACGGGAGCCUGAGCAAAGACAGUGAUGUUUCCAUGGAGAUCCCCACUCAUACCACCCUUGCCUAUGCCCUCAUAGAGCUAGAGAUCAAACAGGAUGGACACUACGAGCUGUGUCUGAUGUCAGACACCACAGGGGGCUUUGAAGUAGAUGGCCCCAACAAGAGGCAACUGUUUGGUGGGUCUGGAGCAACUGAAAAUAGCUGCCUUAGAGAAGAACUGGAGCGACUGAGCGAUCAUUUCCAGGUGCUCUCAGCUUUGUCUGACUCCACAAGGUCCUCCCUGCUGCAGCAAAUCACAAAAGUAAUGGAGGACCAGACAGCUGUCUAUGCACUUCAGAAUUUGCUGGACCAGAUGUGUCUGGAAAAGAGUCCUAACGUUGGCGAUGUUACGAUGACAGAGUCUCAAAAACAGAACAUUCAGGCCAUCCUGGGUCUCUUGGAGCAGUCUGAUAACGUGGAGUCAGCUCGGACAGCGCAGUCCACAUCUGUCCUCAGCGCCCUUCACCUCAUUACCAGUGCCUUAGAUGAAAUGACAUAUGAUUGCCUUGCUGCCUUGUCAAUGUGCUGCAGUCCUACAGUGUUAAAGGACCUGGAGCUGUUGGUGCAGUGUGUAUCAGGAAGCGGAGAGAUGCCUCAGAGCAGAGUGGGUCUGACAGAGGAUGCCUAUGUCAGGGCUGAACAUCUGUUUACCUCCUCAAAUGCGUCCCUGAAGAGAGAUGGCGACACAGUGAAGACAGAAAUAAAACACCAGCCAGGACACCUUCCUCUGCUGAUGUGUAUUGCUGUCAGAGGUCUUGCCUCACUGGCCCACUGAUGACACCUUUAUAUCAACCUUAAACUUGAAAUACCACACUGGGAUGAGCUCGAUGGGAUUACUCGAUGCAGUGGCAGAAUUCUACUGUAUGUUGAUGUGGGGUAAAUGCACUAGUCAGUUAAUGCUUUAAUCAUUUAACAGACAACAUCAAUCAGUUUAUAGCUCAAUUCCUCAGUUUUGUAAUGUUGGGUGAAAAAAAUGAUUUUGUAGAUAUCUUUUU